Molecule: messenger RNA, 2490 nt
Organism: Protobothrops mucrosquamatus (brown spotted pit viper)
Lineage: Eukaryota; Metazoa; Chordata; Lepidosauria; Squamata; Viperidae
Gene: RPS6KA5
Product: ribosomal protein S6 kinase A5
Exons: 17
Coding region: 185-2341 (718 amino acids)
Biological process (GO): regulation of DNA-templated transcription; protein phosphorylation; intracellular signal transduction
Molecular function (GO): magnesium ion binding; ATP binding; protein serine/threonine kinase activity
Source: RefSeq, a predicted model, not a curated record
GGAAGAAGGGGAGCCGUCGCUGCUCACCGUCAGGCACGAGCUGAAGAACGCAAACUUAACAGGCCACACAGAGAAGGUGGGCAUCGAGAACUUUGAACUCCUGAAAAUUCUUGGGACAGGAGCUUAUGGAAAGGUAUUUCUGGUGAGGAAAAUCAGUGGUCAUGAUGCUGGCAAAUUGUAUGCAAUGAAGGUAUUAAAAAAGGCAACAAUAAUUCAAAAAUCCAAAACAACUGAACAUACAAAGACUGAACGACAAGUACUAGAACACAUUCGACAGUCUCCAUUUUUGGUCACUUUGCAUUACGCUUUCCAGACAGAUACAAAACUUCAUCUCAUCUUAGAUUACAUAAAUGGAGGAGAACUUUUUACCCAUCUUUCACAAAGAGAGAGAUUUAAUGAAGAUGAGGUACAGAUAUAUAUUGGGGAGAUUGUUUUAGCACUGGAACACCUACACAAGUUGGGAAUUAUCUAUCGUGACAUAAAACUUGAAAAUAUUCUUCUUGAUUCAGAUGGACAUGUAGUUUUGACAGACUUUGGACUGAGUAAGGAGUUUGUUAAUGAUGAAAAUGAAAGAGCUUAUUCUUUUUGUGGAACCAUAGAAUAUAUGGCACCAGAUAUUGUCAGAGGAGGAGAUACAGGACAUGAUAAAGCUGUUGAUUGGUGGAGUUUAGGUGUUCUGAUGUAUGAAUUAUUGACUGGAGCAUCACCUUUUACAGUUGAUGGGGAGAGAAAUUCACAAACUGACAUAUCUAAGAGAAUAUUAAAAAGUGAACCUCCAUAUCCACAAGAAAUGACUGCGUUAGCUAAAGAUUUAAUUCAGUGUCUUCUAAUGAAAGAUCCCAAGAAAAGAUUGGGUUGUGGUUCAGGGAGUGCUGAUGAAAUCAAACAACAUCCCUUCUUCAAGAAAAUAAAUUGGAAUGACUUGGCUGCCAAAAAAGUGUCUGCUCCAUUUAAACCAAUAAUUCGUGAUGAGUUGGAUGUUAGUAAUUUUGCAGAGGAGUUUACAGAAAUGGAUCCAACAUAUUCUCCAGCAACAACUUCAGAGGCUGCGGACAAGCUAUUCCAGGGAUAUUCUUUUGUUGCUCCUUCCAUCUUAUUCAAACACAAUGCAGCCAUUAUGGAUCCAGUUUGUUUUCUGACAAAACAUAGCCAACCUGGAGUUACAAAUAUUGCGAGAAGUGCUAUGAUGAAGGACUCUCCAUUUUAUCUCCACUAUGAGCUGGACUUAAAAGAAAAACCACUGGGAGAAGGUAGUUUUUCCAUCUGUCGAAAAUGCUUACACAAGAAAACUAGACGUGAAUAUGCAGUAAAAAUAAUCAGUAAAAGGCUAGAAGUCAACACUCAGAGAGAAAUUACAGCUUUAAAACUCUGCGAAGGACAUCCCAAUGUUGUAAAAUUGCAUGAAAUUUAUCACGAUCAGCUCCACACGUUUCUAGUAAUGGAACUACUGAAAGGGGGAGAAUUACUUGAACGCAUCCAGAAAAAGAAGUACUUCAGUGAAACUGAAGCUAGUUAUAUCAUGCGCAGAUUAGUUUCUGCAGUGAGCCAUAUGCAUGAUGUGGGAGUAGUACACAGAGAUUUAAAACCUGAGAAUUUAUUAUUCACAGAUGAAAGUGAUAAUUCAGAAAUAAAAAUAAUUGAUUUUGGAUUUGCCCGAUUAAAACCUUCAGACAAUCAGCCUCUUAGAACUCCAUGUUUUACCCUUCAUUAUGCUGCUCCAGAGCUCUUAAACCAUAAUGGUUAUGAUGAAUCCUGUGACCUCUGGAGUUUGGGAGUUAUUUUGUAUACAAUGCUUUCAGGACAAAUACCCUUUCAGUCUCAAGAUAGCAGUAUAAUAUGUACAAAUGUUUUGGAAACAAUGAAGAAAAUUAAAAGAGGGGAAUUUUCAUUUCAAGGAGAUGCUUGGAAAAAUGUUUCUCAGGAAGCCAAAGAUUUGAUACAAGGACUUCUCACAGUGGAUCCAAAUAAGAGGAUUAAAAUGACCAGUUUGAGAUACAAUGAUUGGCUUCAGGAUGGUUGCCAACUGUCAUCCAACCCAUUAAUGACUCCAGACAAUUUAGGAUCUUCAGGAGCUGCAAUACAUGUCAAAGCAACUUUUAAUGCUUUUAACAAGUAUAAAAGGGAAGGAUUUUGCCUCCAGAAUGUUGACAAGGCACCUCUUGCAAAAAGAAGAAAGAUGAAAAAGACAAGCACAAGCACAGAGACCCGCAGCAGUUCCAGUGAAAGUUCUCAUUCUUCGUCCUCUCAAUCCUAUGGUAAAACUACCCCUACAAAAACACUACAGACAACACAUCCUAUAGACAGCAAUAAAUCAGAGAAUAUCUUUCAAUUCUCUGAUUGAAGAUCUGUUCUCUUGGAUAAUAAUUGAAAUUUGCUGAUGCCUGUUCUCUUUUGAAUACAGUAAUGAGAUAUGUUUACAAAUUGCCCCUUCUAAUAUUUUUGUUUCAGUCUGAGGCCUGGGUUGAAAUACCACUGUGACUGUAACCAGAA